GCCGGGGCCGGGGCCGGGGCCGGGGCCGGGGCAGCGGCAGCGGCGCGGCGAGACGGGGACGAGACGGGGGAUCUGCGAGCCCAUAAGUCUUAAUUAAUUUAUCGUAUCUGUGCUUAAUUCUUUUUUUUUUUUUUUGACCGGGGCCCCAAUCUUUUUAGUUCUGUACAUGUGCUUUGUACAUUGAAACACAUUAAUAUUUCUCUCUUUUUCAGAUGUGUGUUCACACCUCUGUUUCUAGAAGAGAAUUGCUGGAAUUGUCAUUGCUGUUUCUGUGAUUUUACUCUUAAUGUGGUUUAGCUUAAAUCCACCUAGAUUACUACAGCUGGAGCCGUGCCCUGAUGACUGGCUGUAUUACAAGAAGAAAUGUUACUAUCAUUCAGGAGCUGCAGCAGAUUGGGAUUCCAGCCAGAAAUUCUGCUCUGCCCAUGGAGCUUCUCUUGCAGUGAUUGACAGCCACCAAGAGCUGAACAUUAUAAUAUAUCGAAUGUGUACUACAGAUUUUUGGAUUGGGUUACGCAAGAGAGGAAGUGAAUUCUUCUGGGUGAACGGAGAAUCAUUUGACACAAACUUAGACACAGCAAAACAGGUGGGAAGAGGUGGCAGAACCCCAUUCUGUACUGGCAAAUACUGCUCUCCUGGAUCCUUCCGCUAUACUAUCUCUGCUGCUCUGGAGACUUAUGCCUUUGACAUUCACGUCAUACUGCAGAUUCUGAAGUACAAGCAAACACCACACAUCUCUGCUGGGAACAAAGCAACUUGCUUUAGUAGAAGGAGCAUCACAAUGGGGGGGUGACUUUCAUAUGCAAGUGAAUUUUGUUCCUCUCAACGAUCUGUUGGACCCUUUUAAAAUUGUUCACUAUAAUUUGUUCUCCACAGCUUCAUAGGACCCAGAACAAGAAGCAGGUCUUCUAGCAUCGCCUAAUUUUCAUACCAAAGUUCUGCUCUAAUUUUUAUUUUUCUCCUGGCUUUUUAGAUUUCAUGUAAAUACAUCUGAUGAUGGAGAUUGUGUCCAUAUAGAUUCAGCCUUCAUCUCUACCAGAAGUUGCUCCUCACUCAAGAGUUGGCUUUGCACCCUUGGUCAGUUUAAUCCCAACACCAGCUCACAGUAGAGCACAGCUGGCUGUGUAAGUACAGAGACUUACUCCAUAUGAAGCUGGAAUUCCAAAUGUUGGAACUCUCAGCUGUAGGAGAUCACAGUAUCCACGGAAACAAGAGAAGCAGUGGAGGAGGAUCAUAUCCAAACUUCCCCAAGGUCAGCUGGGAAGCAAUACAGGCAAUAAUAGUGACUCCAUGAAAAGAGCUACUCUGUUUAAAAAGUGGCAGGACCAAGAAGUGAUGAUAAAAUGCCUCUUAUAAAGAACAGAGUUACUUUUGGGGAAUAUGGUUUCAUUGUUGAAACUGCAGGACAUGACAAUGGAUACUUUAUUUGAGGACUCUGACAAUAAGCUUCAGAAUUACAAAACACGAUUACAUGCUACUGUCUUUACAAAGGUGUAACCAUGAGAAGGGCCUUUUGAGCUAGGAAAAUGUGCUAGUCUAGGAACAGAACGCCAAGUUAAGCCCAGAGAACUUCACAGGGAAGGUGAAGAAUCUGGCAUAUAGAUCCUCAGAGAUCUGCAAAGGAGAAACUGCAAACUGCUGCAGAUACCUUUGGUGUUUAUCAAGCAGAUAUACUCCUCUGGAGGGAAAGAAACAGGUGAGACAAGAAACUGGAACAGAGAGCGCAGAGAGGGACAAUAUUUCUUAGUUUCUCAUGAGAGUUCCCCAAGAAAGCACAAGAACAGAAAGGGAAGCAGGUUGUAAGCAACCCUGGAGAGGGUUACAAAUCCCAGAAUUGGGACAUAUUUCCUACCAUGUCACAGGUCAAAGGUCAGUUGAGGGAGUGGGCAUGAACUGCUAGACAGGGUGAGAAGUCCAUUUUGGCAGGUGCUCACCUGUAUUGCUCUGGUAAGAGCUGGAGGGACUGUCCAUGACACUCUUACUCCAAAGAUACAGUUGUCCUCCAUAAUGCUGUGUUGUAAUAUGCCAAUAAAAACUUAAAGGAAUUAUUA
Messenger RNA from Dromaius novaehollandiae (emu), 2051 nucleotides. Its product is annotated as C-type lectin domain family 2 member L-like. The transcript is spliced from 4 exons. Lineage: Eukaryota; Metazoa; Chordata; Aves; Casuariiformes; Dromaiidae. The coding region runs from base 287 to 793 and encodes 168 amino acids. The record is from RefSeq and is a predicted model, not a curated record.